UCUCAGUCUCUCUGCUGCAGACAGACUGCAGACAAAAGUCAUCUCUUUAGGCAGAGAGACCAGAGCUUUGAAAGAGCUCAUAGGUCAAUUUAAACAUUCAAUUAGGUCAGAAAAAUACAACAACUGCAGACAAAAAAAUACCUGAGUUGCAGAAAAGUAAAAAAAAAACAAUUAUGGGGAAAAGGGCUGAUAGGAAAUGCUGUGCAGUGUAUCCCUGUCUUUUCUUUGGUCUUCUAUAUUUGUAUUGGUCAAAGGGAGUCAUGGGACAAAGCUUGCAGGAGCAAGACGGCGUGUGCGACGCUGAGGGAUGCUACUCUAUUCAUCUCCAGCGCAAGACCUUUCGGGAGUCCUCAAGGAUCUGCAAGGAUAAAGGGGGGAACCUGGCUACCAUUAAAGGACCAGAAGAGGCUUCCCUGAUCCAUAACCUGCUCUCCUCAGGGGUCAGACGUGUCCCCCGGCCCAGAAUCAGACUGUGGAUUGGCCUUCAGCGUAUGCCUCGGCAGUGCUCAGCCACACGUCCUUUAAGGGGCUUUACCUGGAGCACCGGGGAACAAGAAACGCAGUAUACAAACUGGCAACGUGAUGACGUGCCCAAUGCUUGUGCUGCUCAUCGUUGUGUAGUCAUCAGCUACAACACUGCUGACAAAAGUGGCAGUGACCAGAACAACUUCAAAUGGCUUGAUGGGUCUUGUACAGUGGCUGUCGAUGGUUUCCUCUGCCGUUACACCUACCAAGGGAUGUGCCCAGCUCUUCAGAAUGAAGGAGGGGGUCCUGCACUCUACAACACUCCAUUUGAACUGGCAAGUACCAUUCUUACUCACGUCCCUUUUGGCUCUGUCGCAAAUCUUCCUUGUCGUGAAGGUGAGAAGGAAGAUCAGUCUGUGCUGUGCAUGGUGAGGGAUGAUGGAAGUAUUGGCUGGUCAAAGGAUGCACCACUCUGCAAGGACAUUCCGAAAGACUUGUGUGAACAGGACAAUGGAGGAUGUGAGCAUUACUGUGAGAGCCGGAAUACUCAUUACUACUGUGAGUGCUCAGAGGGUUUUGUUCUGGGAGAGGACGGCAAAACGUGCCAGCUCUCGGAUCCCUGUCACAGAGCCAAUUGCGAGUUUGAGUGUGAGGCCACUGCUCAGGGACAUCUCUGCAAGUGCCCUGAUGGGUACCUUCUGUCAGGUGAUGGUCAGAAUUGUCUUGAUAUAGAUGAGUGUUUGCAGAAACCAUGCCCACAGGAAUGUAUAAAUGCACCUGGAACAUUCGAGUGUCGAUGCAACGAGGGUUACCUUACGUCAGAGUUUGGAGAAUGUGUAGAUGUGGAUGAAUGCAUGGAAGGAAAAUGCGAUCAUAUGUGUGAGAACUUGAAUGGCUCCUACAAGUGCCUCUGUCACGAGGGAUUCUCGCCACUCAGAGAAGAUCCAGAUCAAUGCGAAGAUAUCGAUGAGUGUAAAACUCCAGAGAUUUGUGAUCAGGUGUGCAGAAAUUAUGAAGGUGGGUUUGAGUGUCUUUGCGAUGAAGGCUAUAUUUUUCAAGAAGACAACUAUUACUGUCGGCCAGUUGAAGAGGAUGAACACUUGACGAUCCAAUCAGCUGAUGCAACAAUGAAUGAUCCUGAACUGGUGACAUAUGCCAGCACUACUGAGUGGCUAACCGAUGCACCAAGCAUAGAGUGGCAUCCAACUUACCUGAGCUGGUUUACGGAGAAGACAGAGGAUGGUGAUGUAACCACACAAGAACCUGAUUUAAUGGAGCAUGCGUCCUCAAAUUCACCUGAACAUCUGUUGGAUAUUACAGAGUCAAAUAAAGAGGAUGAGGGAAUGUCAAUAGCAACUAGUGAUUCGGUAGCUGCUAAGGCUUCAGGAAACAAAAGAACCUCAGAGGCUUUGACAUCAGCACCAAAGAAAAAUAGGGAUUUUGUAAUACCCACUACUGCAACAUCACAAUUGCCAGAAGAUGCAUUAGCACCAGAAACACAACAGCGUCCAGGUGACAAGAAGAAACAUGAUAAAAGCUGGCUGCUUGUGGCACUGCUGGUACCACUAUGUGUUUUUAUUGUGGUCAUGUUAGCAUUAGGCAUUGUUUAUUGUACAAGCUGUGCUGUAGAGCCAAGGAAAAGCGUGACAGACUGCUACCGCUGGACCACCACCUCAAAGCCUGAAAAAGCAAGCACAGCAAAAUCUCAGGCUUGAGUAUUGUAUGGUUAACAGUACUUUUUUUUAAACAGCAAUGAUCCUGAACUUCAUCAAGCUGUUUUGGUGUGAUCACACUGAUUUCAGUUUGAUAUUCUGUGGGAUCCUGUGGAAUUUAAGGACAAAAUGGUCCAUAAUGAACAAUUUGACAUUCAAGCAAUAGAAAGGAUUUUAAAAAGCAUCAACAAUCUUUUUGAGUAAAAGUGGACCAGUAUGCCCCAAUUUGUAAGAGAUGUUUCGUGGAAAGUUGGACACAGCAAACAGAAUUUAGCAUGCAUCCAUUUUUCAUAUAAUGCCAUGAUUUUUUUUCUUCUAUUAAGUCUUUGAGUGAAAAUAUUUUUUAAUGUAUUAAAUGUAUUUGUUCCAGUCAAAUAUUAUGUGCAACAGCGCCCUCAACAGUAAGGUAUGUAACAAAACGAUUUGUCUAAACUUGAGCUAUUUUCAGUCAUUAAGACGUUUACACAUUAGACACGAACAGGGUUCAUGCACAUUUUUACUACUAAAAUGCCAUGACUUUCCAGGACUUUCAAGUAAUUUUUCAUGACCUAAUGUUUCAUGUAAUAUCUACGUAUAACUGCAGUAAAAAAUUAUUACAGCAUAUCAUAAAACACAACAAUCUAUUAAGUUUGAAUUUCUUUUUAUAUCUAUGUCAAAUUGAUUUAGAUAAUGCUUACACCGCACUAAUAAUGUGAUAUCAUGUUUUUAGCCAAGGACAGAAAAGAAGUAAAGACAAGUAACCUAUAUUCAAGUUUACAGAUAUUUGUUAAGCUAAUUUCCACAACUUUUCCAAAACUUUGUAGGUUUUUCAGUUUUUCUAAAACUUUUCCAGGCCUGGAAAAUGUCAUGUUAAAAUUCCAUGACUUUUCCAGGUUUUCAGUGACUGUAUGAACCCUGCACGAAACACAUCAGUUUAACAUCAGUUCAUUUUGAUCUAGAACAAAUUAUUUGAGUAAUUAUUGUAACAUGGAUAUUUUUCAAUCAGACAUACAAUACUGGAAAUGCCUAAAUUAAUUUAAUUUCAGUGUUUUAAAUUAUUGAAGCAGACCAAAAAAAGGGGAACAGAAAAAUAGAACAGUAAUAGAAAAACAGAGACUAGUGACAGUCAUGAUAUUAAAGUAACACUUACAAAACACAUUUGCCUUCAGUAAAAUGAAAGCAAAUAUACGAAAAAGGUACGCCAUGUGGUUUAUUCAAUAAUACUAUAUAACACAUACAUAAUACCAAAUAUCUGUUUCGUCAAGCAACAAUUACUAUUUGUCACUGUGUUCCAUUGUGCUCAAUGUUGAAAGGGUUUGAACAGAAAUUGUUUGCUUUUAAUAUUCAAAUAAAUGUUGCUUGCUUGUUUUUAGUCAAAUUUAAUAAACAUCUUCAGCAUCCAAUUAGCAAUUCACAUCUGACAUUGGGAGCAGUGUGUAGGAGAGUAUCACGUUGGCUUGGCCGUGUAGUUUUGUACAGACACAGUCACACCAGUAGUGGUCACUGUAUGACAUUUGAGUUAUUGUUUAUGUCUUCAAACUAACGUGAUUUUAAUAAAAGCUGAACAUGCACAACGA
Messenger RNA from Danio aesculapii, 3733 nucleotides. RefSeq names its product CD248 molecule, endosialin b (gene cd248b). Gene Ontology annotation, biological process: cell migration. The record is from RefSeq and is a predicted model, not a curated record. The transcript has a single exon. Lineage: Eukaryota; Metazoa; Chordata; Actinopteri; Cypriniformes; Danionidae. Gene Ontology annotation, molecular function: extracellular matrix binding; calcium ion binding; extracellular matrix protein binding. Bases 174 to 2180 code for a protein of 668 amino acids. Gene Ontology annotation, cellular component: external side of plasma membrane; extracellular matrix.